UAAUUUUUUCAUUUUUUUUUCAUGUGAAUUUUUACUUCUGUUGUCUCAGUGCAGAUAUAAUGAAAUCUGAUUGUCUUCAGGAAGGAAAAAAUUAUAAUUAUAUCAGUCAUCUCCGGGCCAAACCUCGCCUUGAUGGGAAGCUCCACUGAAAUAAGGGGAAUAGUGCCCAGGCUGGAUUUUAGCUUGAUUUUCUAUUAAAAACAGGAGUGGGAUUAGGGAAGUUUUGACAGGUGAAGUGUUGAAUGCCGGUGUGCUUUGUGGAUUUCUCUGAUAAUGAAUACAAUCAAAGCCAUUGAGCCUGCGACUGGGAUAUUGAGUGCGAGAGCAAACAAAGGGCUGGGUGAACCCGUCCUCUAUUGUUAGGCACAAGUGUCCACAGCAGCUCAUCCAGAUAUGGGACCCAUCAUGUCCGACAAACCAGAUUUUGCAGAAAUUGAAACAUUUGACAAGACAAAGCUGAAGAAGACAGAAACCAGAGAGAAAAAUCCAUUGCCCACUAAAGAAACUAUUGAACAGGAAAAGCAAAGUGAAAGUACAGCCUGAGCAUAAAAUUGAAGAUGUGACUGCUGCUUCUUCAGUGGGGUUUUGGCUUCAGAGUUGGGUUGUUUUGUUUUGUGCAUCCCCCUCCGUGUUUGUUGCCCAUUUAUUUUAGCAAACAUUGGCUCAUUUAAUGUUCCCCUGGAAAGAAGUUUGGUUUGUAUUUGUUGAACAAGAUACCAUGUAUUUGUAUUCUUAAAACUGUAAUUCCAAGUUCUGUAUCAAAGCCGUUACUUGCCCCAAAAAAACCAAUUCGCAUAAAAAUUGUUUCCCUAAGCCUCACAAUAAACAGGUUUCUUCUGA
Molecule: messenger RNA, 840 nt
Organism: Falco peregrinus (peregrine falcon)
Lineage: Eukaryota; Metazoa; Chordata; Aves; Falconiformes; Falconidae
Product: thymosin beta-12-like
Exons: 3
Coding region: 394-543 (49 amino acids)
Biological process (GO): actin filament organization; regulation of cell migration
Cellular component (GO): cytoplasm
Molecular function (GO): actin monomer binding
Source: RefSeq, a predicted model, not a curated record